AUCUGUUAAACUGAAAACGAGAGUUAAUUUUCUUCCCAUAAAUACUGAUGCUUAGUGCUUUCUUACAAAUCGAGUCUAAAGCAACAACUCUUCUUGUUCUUGCUGAGCAAAAGAGGCAGAAAACAGAAAGCACUCUUUUGAUUGUUCCGUACAAUCGCCGCACCUGUUCUUCAAAUGGCUUGUUGUAGAUUUACCAAAGCCAAGAAGGUGACGGCAUUGAGCAUUGAUGGAGGCGGCAUCAGAGGCAUCAUUCCGGCCACCCUUCUCGCCUUUCUCGAGUCCAAGCUUCAGGAACUGGAUGGAGCCGAUGCGAGAAUCGCCGACUAUUUCGAUGUCAUUGCCGGGACGAGCACCGGCGGGCUGGUGACCACCAUGCUUACAGCUCCCGACAGGGACAACCGUCCGAUAUAUGCCGCCAAGGAUAUCAAAGCCUUCUACUUCGAGCAUUGCCCCAAGAUCUUUCCACAGGACAGUGUGUCGAGUAGCGGGCCAAAGUACGAUGGGAAGUAUUUGAGGUCACUAGUCCACAACCUACUUGGCAACAUCACCAUCAAACAAACCCUAACCGAUGCUGUUAUACCAACGUUUGACAUCAAAGAUCUGCAACCAGUCAUCUUCUCCAAUGCAGAUGGCAAAGAUAGUGUCUUUAAGAAUGCAUUGCUAUCCGACAUCUGCCUCGGUACAUCUGCCGCUCCUACGUAUUUACCGGCGCACUACUUCGAGACCAAGGAUGCUCAUGGAAAUACUCGGAGCUUUGAUCUCAUCGAUGGUGGCGUGGCUGCAAAUAAUCCUACUCUACUGGCGAUGACCCACAUUUCCAGGGAAAUCGCAAGGGGAAGGUUCAAGUUCGUGGACGUGAAGCCCAUGGAUUGCAACAACAUGCUGGUCUUGUCGCUGGGCACCGGAGGGGCCAAGAAAGAAGCCAAGUACAGCGCCCAGGAAGCCUCCAAAUGGAGCCUCGUCGACUGGAUCUACAAGAAUGGCUCCACGCCGUUGCUCGACGCCUACGGCGACGCCAGCUUCGACAUGGUGGACAUCCACGUUUCCACCCUCUUCCAAGCCCUCCGAGCCCACAAGAACUAUCUCCGCAUUCAGGAUGACACGUUGACGGGAGCUGCGUCUUCGGUGGAUAUUGCCACGGAGGAGAAUCUGCAGAAUCUUGCGGAGAUUGGGGGAGAGUUGUUGAAGAAGCCGGUGGCGAGGGUGAAUCUGGAGACGGGGAAUUUCGAGGCGGUAGAGGGGGAAGGGAGCAAUGAAGAAGCUCUUAGCCGCUUCGCGAAGCGUCUCUCCGAUGAAAGGAGGUUCCGGGAAGCUGCGACUUAGGAAUUGGAACUGAGAAUUGUUAGGAGUAGGCCGCCAUUGGAGUAUAAAUAAACACGGGCCAGCAAUUUUCUCUUCUUUCGAGUGUGGGGAAAGGACAUUGACGAUGUCGAUUGCUCCAACGCACCGUGCGAUGUAAUUGAGGUAUUCCAGGUCUCGUCUUCUUAAAUCUUUUAGUCCAUAUAGCCGAACACACUAACUUGGGAUUUUGUUCAAUUUUUACCGUAUGGUGUCCUAAAAUUUUAAUUUCUGAGUUGAUCGUUUUUU
This is a messenger RNA of Diospyros lotus (date-plum), 1587 nucleotides long. Its product is annotated as patatin-like protein 2. Lineage: Eukaryota; Viridiplantae; Streptophyta; Magnoliopsida; Ericales; Ebenaceae. Gene Ontology annotation, biological process: lipid metabolic process. The coding region runs from base 175 to 1323 and encodes 382 amino acids. The transcript is spliced from 5 exons. Gene Ontology annotation, molecular function: monoacylglycerol lipase activity; glycerophospholipase activity. The record is from RefSeq and is a predicted model, not a curated record.